AUGAAAAAAAAAAUCCAACCUAAGAUGAAUAUCCUUCGACCAUUAUCUCCUCAUCUUCCUAUUUAUAAGCCACAGCUUACUUCGACGUUUCCAAUUUCCCAUAGAAUCUCCGGAGCUUUCCUAGCCACUAUCCUUUUCUUUUUUUAUCUUCUUUGUCUGAAAAUAGGUUUGAUUUGCUUCACCUAUGAGAAUGUCUGCCAAUUGAUCUUUUAUUCAUCAAAGCUCAUCCUAAUCUCCGUCGAGAUUACUGCCUUAGCCCUGUCCUACCAUAUUUAUAAUGGAGUUCGUCAUUUAUUGACGGAUUUUUCUGGAUUUGGACGAAAAAGAUGGAAAUGA
Molecule: messenger RNA, 336 nt
Organism: Erythranthe guttata (spotted monkey flower)
Lineage: Eukaryota; Viridiplantae; Streptophyta; Magnoliopsida; Lamiales; Phrymaceae
Source: the annotation of a RefSeq genome assembly